Messenger RNA from Anas platyrhynchos (mallard), 3751 nucleotides. It is a transcript of the gene KBTBD2, whose product is annotated as kelch repeat and BTB domain containing 2. NCBI's taxonomy places the organism in Eukaryota, Metazoa, Chordata, Aves, Anseriformes, Anatidae. The record is from RefSeq and is a predicted model, not a curated record. Gene Ontology annotation, molecular function: protein binding.
UCCUCCUCCUCCUCCUCCUCCUCCUCUUCCUCUUCCUCUUCCUCUUCUUCGUCCUCAUCCUCCUCCUCCUCGCCCCGCUCGCUGCCCGCCCGCCCUGGGGACGCUGAGGUGGCAGGGGACACGCCGGGAGGUCGGUCCCGCCGGGCCGGGGGCUGAGAGAAGGGGCAGGGCAGGGCCGGGCCGGGCCGGGCCCCGGUGGGCAGGGGCUGGCGCUGGCGCUGGAGGUGAGGGAGUGGCUACAAACACCCCCCCCCCCCCCAGCCCUAACCCGGGCCCCUUCCUGCUCUCUUCCAGCCCCGUGAGGCCGAGCGGCAGCAGUCACUCAAGUGCAGCCAUUGAUCAUGAGAUGCUACCACGGAACCUACCUCAGAAUUUGCUUUUGGUUGUUGGUUUGCUGCGUCAUAAAUAUCAACAGGAGCCCUGCAGAUACUCUUGAAAGUCUCUGAACAGAUUGUGACAUCGAAUCAAAGAAUGAUGACCUAAUGUAGGUCAAAGUCUGAAACAUUGAUUCAGCAGUUCAAGAUAACACUGCUUUUUUUUUUUUUUUAAUCAGUAUCGCCUCUGAACGCUACAGAUCUCUUGCAGUUUCUUCCCUGGUUACUUCAGAAAUAUUCAGCUGACCUUUCUCUGGUAAAAAGGUCUUGACUUUUCACUCUGGUCCUGGAAAUAUUAAUGGAAUACAGUCAUGUCUACCCAGGACGAGAGGCAGAUAAAUAGUGAAUAUGCUGUGUCCUUGCUGGAGCAGUUAAAAUUCUUUUAUGAGCAGCAGUUGCUGACUGACAUAGUAUUGAUUGUUGAGGGCACCGAAUUUCCCUGCCAUAAGAUGGUUCUUGCAACGUGCAGCUCGUAUUUCAGAGCCAUGUUCAUGAGCGGGCUAAGUGAAAGUAAACAAACACAUGUACACCUGAGGAAUGUGGAUGCAGCCACGCUACAAAUUAUCAUAGCUUACGCAUACACGGGUAACUUGGCAAUAAGUGACAGCACGGUGGAACAGCUUUAUGAGACUGCCUGCUUCUUACAGGUAGACGAUGUGCUACAGCGGUGUAGGGAAUACUUAAUCAAAAAAAUUAAUGCAGAAAAUUGUGUGCGUCUUUUAAGUUUUGCUGAUCUCUUCAGCUGCGAGGAGUUAAAACAGAGUGCUAAAAGAAUGGUAGAGCACAAGUUCACAGCUGUGUACCACCAGGAAGCUUUCAUGCAACUGUCACAUGAUCUACUGAUAGAUAUUUUAAGCAGUGACAAUUUAAACGUGGAAAAGGAGGAGACAGUUCGUGAAGCUGCUAUGUUAUGGCUGGAGUACAACACGGAAUCGCGAUCGCAGUAUUUGUCCUCUGUUCUUAGCCAAAUCCGUAUCGAUGCACUUUCAGAAGUAACGCAGAGAGCCUGGUUUCAAGGCUUACCACCCAACGAUAAAUCAGUGGUGGUGCAAGGAUUGUACAAAUCUAUGCCCAAGUUUUUCAAGCCCAGACUCGGUAUGACAAAAGAGGAGAUGAUGAUAUUCAUUGAAGCUGCUGCUGAAAACCCUGGUAGUCUUUAUUCUUCUGUCUGUUACAGCCCACAGGCAGAAAAAGUUUACAAACUCUGCAACCCUCCUGCUGACUUGCAUAAGGUUGGCACGCUCGUAACUCCUGACAAUGAUAUCUAUAUAGCAGGGGGGCAAGUUCCUCUGAAAAGCACGAAAACCAAUCAUAGUAAAAGCAGCAAACUCCAGGCUGCCUUCAGAACUGUGAAUUGCUUUUACUUGUUUGAUGCACAGCAAAACACGUGGUUCCCAAAGACACCGAUGCUCUUUGUUCGUAUAAAGCCAUCCCUGGUCUGUUGUGAAGGAUACAUCUAUGCAAUUGGAGGUGACAGUGUUGGCGGAGAGCUCAACAGGAGAACUGUAGAAAGAUACGACACUGAAAAAGAUGAAUGGACCAUGGUAAGCCCGUUGCCUUGCGCGUGGCAGUGGAGCACAGCAGUAGCAGUUCACAACUGCAUUUACGUAAUGGCACACAACUUGAUGUACUGUUAUUUUCCCAGGUCAGAUGCUUGGGUAGAAAUGGCUAUGCGACAGACAAGUAGAUGUUUUGCUUCAGCUGCUGCUUUUGGCGAUAAAAUAUUCUACAUUGGAGGACUGCAUAUUGCCAGCAAUUCUGGUAUACGGCUCCCCAGUAGUACUGUAGAUGGGUCUUCCGUAACUGUGGAAAUCUACGAUGUGAAUAAAAAUGAGUGGAGAAUGGCAGCUAAUAUCCCUGCCAAGCGCUAUUCCGACCCGUGUGUUAGAGCCGUUGUCAUCUCUAAUUCUUUGUGUGUCUUCAUACGAGAAACCCACAUGAAUGAGCGAGCCAAGUAUGCCACUUAUCAGUAUGACCUGGAACUUGACCGCUGGUUUCUGAGACAGCACAUAUCCGAACGUGUGCUGUGGGACCUGGGGAAGGACUUCCGGUGCACUGUAGGAAAGCUGUACCCGUCUUGCCUUGAAGAGUCCCCGUGGAAACCUCCGACGUAUCUCUUUUCACCUGAUGGAGCAGACGAAUUUGAGCUGGAUGGGGAGAUGGUUACUUUUCCGCCUGUAUAGCUCCCCACUUAGACUGCACAACUGAUUCUGCGCAGUUACCUUGAAAUAAAUGAUUGUGAAAGAACAGGUCUGGAAAGAGAAAUGUCAAACCUGUCCUUCAUGAAUUUUAUUUGUAUGCCCUACCUAACAGUUGCAGCAAUUGAGUAUGAAUCAGUGAAAUGAGCAGAUAUGCUUCCAUUAUCUGAAAUACUAUUAUCCAAUAAUUGAGAAACAUAUAUGUAUAUCAUGAGCUUAAGCAUCUGACUUGUCUAAAGAAUUAAUUUCUAGUUCUAUAAAGUCUUGGUUCAGGAAAAUUAGCUUCAGAAAAAGAGUAGUUACUAUUUCUAGGAUGAUGUCACAACUGUUUUGAAAGUAUCUUCCAGUUAUAUUUGAACUACUUCUGGAUAUUCUACUUAAGUGCUAGUUAUAUAAUUGUCAGUGUGGCCUAAUUAAAGGACUGUGCUGCACUUAAUACUAAUAUCCAUGUUGGUAUAGUAAUGCCAUUAAAGAAAAGAAAACAAAAAGAAACAAAUCCCAUGGAUCUACCUGUGGUAGGAAGGGUAGAUCUUCCAUUGUAUGGUAACGUGCAGGGCGAAAUGACUGCAGGUUCAGUCAAGCUGUACUAUUAGGUGCAUGUACUCUUAUUUUCACUAACUUAUACCUGUCUGUUUAGAAUACAGGUCUUCCAAGCAGCUGGUAGUUUACCAGGUGUGGACUUAAGUUGCUGGGCUUGCAAUAGGAAUUGUCAGCCCUCAUAGUGCGGGUCUAUGUGGAGCUUUAAUCAGUAAAUGCCUCCACAUUCUGUAUUACAGUAACAUUGGCUCAUGUAUAUUACUUCCUGCUGCUGAUGUAUUUUUCCAUUGUAAAACAAAGUUUUAGUGUGGAUUAACCAGGUCUUUAUUUUCUGUUAAUUUAAUAACAAGCAUUACUGUAGUGUGAUUGUGUAUAGAUAUCCCUUAGCUAUCAGGUUUUUUACUUUGCGGGGAGGGGGGGAAGCAACAGUUCAGGAAUUUCCUGUGCUCGGCGUGCAGGAGAGCAGAGACUAGUGCUGCUCUGGCAUUAAUCCCAGGAACCACUAGCAGUAGCGGGGCACCGCCAACCUAACAUGAACACAGGUGCUUCAUGACAGACCUUACUAGCAUGUUCAGCUGCAUCAUGUUCUGGCACUGUAUUUUGAAUGACAUUAAUUUAUUAAAAAAGACUGAAUCCAACUGA